UAUUUCGGGUGAUUUGUCCGUCACAAAGCUCCCCAUCUUGGAUAUUUCGUUUUCUGUGGUUCCGUCAGAUCCAUGUCUACAACCCGGCAAAGAUAAACUAAGAAGCGGGUACCUACUUUCUAUUUCCGGAACACUAACUAUCAACACAAAAUUCAGUUUCCUUCCCCGGGAAGAGUCUUGGACGGCAACAAUGGCUUCGCGUCGCUGAAAAAGUUGCUAGCUUAACACAGUGGUAGUCCCUAGCUUGGAGCUAACAUUAGCAAAUAGACUAAUGAAGCGAUCUAAACAUUUUUGAUGAUGUAAGGACUUUGUUCCUUCUCGGAGUCACCAGCGUAACAAUGGACAUCUAAAUGAUUUGGACCAUUAUAUUAAACGGUCAAUGGGUGAGAUGAGGAGUAGUAAGAGGGCUCUGCCCAUUGGCGUCACGGAUCCUCAGCACACAGAUAACAACAUUGAUACAGAUCUAACAACUGCAUGGAGCAGUUUGCCUCAGUCCAAAGCCGCUCUGCGACGAAUAGAAAACCAUGUGGAGGCCGUUCCCGGAACAACAGCGCUCCUCCUCUCUGUCAUGGACCCGCCCAAAAAGAAACUAUCUGUAUCAGUCCGCAGCAGAGAUGAGACGAGGGGGUCCUUAAAGUCCAAAGAGCAUCGGCGCUCAAGUUCCAAAAAGAGACGCUCGCGCAGCCCGCUAAGAAACGCCACCCAAGACAGCAAUGUCGGCCAGGACAACAGUAUGGCCCUCAGGGAACAGCUGGCUUCCUACAGGGAGACCGCCCCUCCAUCACAACCCUCAUCUCAGCUGGAGGCCUGCAGGCUGCAGUCAAUGUCAGGACCUCUCUCCCCAUCCUCAGACGCUGAAUUUAGUAAGCCCGUCUACCAGAAAGACUUUUGGGACAAGCGGACAGAUGGGGACGAGGACAUUGCACAUUCGGAAAACAGUAUAGAGGUCUGUUACUUGGACGACCCGCCCACCGCAGACACCCCGCAGACCUCUGCCGACCCGUCACAUGCAAUAAGUUCAGUCCUGGCCAGGGAGACGAGCAGUCCCGAGGCACAAAUCACCCAGAACAUGGAUCUUCAGUCCAGUCCGUUUCUACCUCCUGCCUCUGACUUGCUAUGUAGAUGGGAAAACUCCCCCUCCACCAGUCCUGGCUCGGAUUGCCAGCGUUUGGAAAACCUAAGGCGACACCAACCGGACGAUAAGCUUGAAAAGCUCAAAGAGCGCAUCCGAAGGCAGAUCAAACAUCAGGAGGAGGCUGCAGAGAAGGAAAAAGUGUUGAACCGUCUUGAGCAGCCCAUAACGGCCAACAAUAACAAAGGCGGCACUGCAGCAAAAAUAAGGAAGGUAGCGGCUGCACCACAAGCGCCUACUUACAAAGGCUUCAGCAAAACUGAGGCAAGGACGCGUACUACUCAUGGGAAUUCGUUAAAAGAAGAGGAUCUUCUCAGUUUAAACAGGGACGCGCUAAAAGACCCCGUAAAGCAAUCUGCCGAAAGAACAACACCCAGGCCGCAACGAGAUAGGUAUCGUCACGUACAGCAAGAAGCUAAACCAACCAGGAAAAUCCACAAAGCUGCCUCUGGCCAAAAUGCAAAAACUGUGAUUACGCCUGCUUCCUGGCGGGAGGGCUUGAAGCUGGUAAACCAGGUACUUGGUGCAGCUCCUAAGCAAAGCAGGGAGAAGAGGCACCAUCUCGAUGACAAACUGCAACAAACAGCUUCCCAUCGGCGGUCCUACGUUGACAAAAGCUCUGAAGCAAACCUCCUCCGUCGCUCAAGAAGCACAGACAGAAGUCGCAGUGAAUUGCACGCUCAGUCCAAAAGCUACUCCAGAUCCAAUUCGAACCCCUCAGCCGCUUGUCCAGUGCCUUUAGGCAAAGACCUCUUGUCAGCUGAUAUCCGGGCUAUAUUUGAUGACCCACGACUUGAGUGCAAAACAGCCGAGGAGGAGGACGAUCGGUCUCGGCCAUUAUCUGGACGAGGUAAAGGUGGUCAGCGUGGGAAAGCAAGGUCAUUGUCUCAAACAAGGACUCCGCUCUCCUUCUGGGGAAGCACCGUGCCAACACAUGUCCCCUCAAAAGGCAGCCGUAGUGCCAACCCCUCCCCACAUCGACAAGGGUCCACAAAUGAGGCUGAAAGUCAGUUGAAGAAGCGCCACUACGAUUCAGACAAAAUCCGUCAGUACAUCGUUAAGCAAAAAGAGGAUCGAAAAAGACGACAGGCAGAAGAAAAGAAAUCUUUGCGGGAAGAGUCGGAGAGGAGAAACCAGCGGCUUCAGGAGCUCUACAGGAGGCAAAAGGAAAUGGCGAAAACUGUAGUCACUCCCACCGAGGCAACUUCAACAACGCCUUGGCAGAAACGAUUUAGGGACGAGACCUACAACUGGAUGGAUGAGAGUCAUCUUGGCGAGGCCAUGCAGAUGGAGUCUUCUGCUGUGUCACAUCAACUGAGACCACUUUACCAACCUUCUGGCGAGUCUGAUAAAGAAAAUAAGAGGUUGGAAGUACCACAGAGCCCCUCGAGCAGUGACAGGUCUUUGACCAACGAUCAGCUAUCUCCUCACUUAACAAGGGGUGAUUUGGAUGGUGGAGUUCCCUCUCGACUUAAUCCAUCUGUUCAGUCCAUCUCCGUCUCCAGCCCAGGUGCUCUUGGGUAUGCAAAUUACGACCCUCACCUUUCUCAACCUGUGAGGCCAGAGAACGCAAUGGUAGCUGGUGACAUUCAGCCCACCAUUGCAGAAGCCGCCACCUGGUCUCAGUCAAGAAAGUCCCGCUUCGACGCCCUCAAGGCCACAGCCAUCUCGCUCUCUAAUCGCAUAGAGAGCGAAGCCCGGCAGAUUGCCCGGGUUGGAAUCAACUUUGGGGAAGCAACUUCAUUGGACGCUGAUAUUUUGGCUCCAAUGUCCACUCGGGCUGAUCUCGAUGAAAGAGGCGCGGCGCCCGGGCCUGGCACAUUCAAAAGUGAUGAUUUGACGUCGAGAAUUCAGAGACUUAUAACAAGCGCAGGUCUUAGUCCAUGCCAUAGUGCCUCUCUUCCGGGAGCUGGGAAUUUGCACGCCUUCAAAGGACAACCACAAGAAAUUCCUGCUGAUGGACUAGAAAGGAACCCAGUCAAUGGCUUAGAGAGAACAGAUGACGUGCCUCCUUUUAGACCCUCUCGAGCAGCUGAGGACAACAAGGAGAAUCGACAUGACUCAAGUGGCGGUUCGAUCAGUGAGGGUACCAUACUGAGUGAGGGGAGCUUCAGUAAGGAUGAAAUGAGCCCGCCACAACCUCCCAACAAUCAUGUUGCCAAAUUAACAGGUGGCUACAAUGAAACAACUGUUCAAAGAAUAGAAGUACAGCGCCUCACUGACUUUCAGAAGGAGGCUGCCAAAUGCUUGGCCCUCACGUCACCAUUAAUUCCUCAGAACAGUCCCAAAAUGCCCUGGGAGGAGUUGAACAAGGGAGACCCUUACAGUGUAAUCAACAUUUACUUAAAGAACCUCAAUGUUAAAGUGAGUGACAGGAAUUCUCCAGCCGUUGACUCUUUUCAAUCCGGAGAUUCCCACAGAGACGCAGCGGCCUAUGAAGAUGACUUUGUGUCGUUUCAUAGUAGCCAACAGUCAAAGAACAGUUCCAGUCCACACAGUAUGGCAAUGGACAGUAAAAAGUCUCCACCAUCCCGGGGAAGACUGGCUUCUCCUUUGGCCUUUCCCGAUUUGGGUUUGACUCAAGCCGCAACCUCUCUCAAGAAUGAUAUUCGGAAAAAUGGUAAACUCCAAUAUUCACCUAGUGCCCUGCAGCAGUAUAUGGCAGCAGAGCUUAAGUACCAGGAGUCCAUAGAACAAUCACUGAGACAGCUCGGGGAUGUGGAGAGACUGAUGGGUCUUCCUAUUGAUCCCCAGGACGACCAGCAAACGUCUCCACCGUCAAGACAACGAAUGACUUCUCCUUCUGGCUUUCUGGACGCUUCUCCAGCCGCAGAUUUUCUCUCCGAACCCCCUAGAAAUGGUGUCGGACCCAGUAACAGCAGCAGGCCCGCGGGUAAUCUUCAAUAUUCUCCUGCCGCCCUGCAUCAUCAUGUGACGGCUGAGCUUCAGUAUCACGAGUCCGUAGAUGAGUCCUUGAGACAUCUCGGGGAUUUGGAGAGGAUGAUGGGUGUGUCCAUAGCCCAACAGGAAAGUGCUUCAAUGGCGCAAAUCCUCAAGGCCAAGCAGCAGAAAUACGAGAAUGACCUUUAUGAGCAGAAGAUCCAGGCUGAAAGAAAGGCUUUGGAGGCCCAGCUGCAGCGGGAAGAAGACCGGGAGAGGACGGCCCGGGCUCAUGAGGAAUUGCUGGAAAAACUGGUGUUAACUCAAAAAGAGACCGCUGAAGCAGCACGUCACAUCAAAGAGCUGACAGAUCUGGCACGGACUCAAAUCGAAGGAGCUCUGGCUGUGUCUGCUUUUGCGCCUGAGCCUUCGGUUCUGACCAAGCAUCAUCAGAAAAAACCUAGCAAAUCAGAUUCCGACAGCUUCCAGAGAGAAGAAUCGAGUCGAAGCCUCAGUCAUACCGACUCACGACCUGUACAAAGACCCAACCUCAUUGCUGCAGACAAAAGCAGUCCCAACAGCCCCUCACACACACCUUCAGAACAUAUACAGGAGAUGAACAAAGAAGAAGCAGAAUUGGAAUGGAAGAAAGAUGAUGACAAGCGAGCAGACAAGGAAGCGGGCAGCAAUUCAAUAGAGGAGGAAUGUCCUACUGCGGACGACUCCCUUUGCAGCCAAAGCAUCCCCUCUGUAGCUGAUGACAAGGAGUACUCUUUCAAGUUUGAUUCAUCGAGAACGGAGGAUGAGGUGGAAGAGCGCUCCUUCAGCUCUCUGCUGCCGUCCAAGGAGCACCGUCGUAGCUCUUUGGAGAACAGGCCACACCACCACCACCACCACGAGGAUUCAGAGGAUGAAGCUAUAGAUAAAAGCAGAACCUUAGUCUCAGGCUCACAUCAUGUUUCAAAGCACGAGAAUCCGAAUAUAUCCUUUUCUGGAGGAAAAGACAGCUUCUCCCGGUUCACCAUGGACAUGGUGCGUCAGCACAUGAAAGACGAGGACCUGCGAUUGCAGCAUCAGAAUGCUCUGCUGCGGCUACGUCAGAAAGCCGUCAAGGAAAAAAUCCGAACUGAGCUGGCGUGGCUGGAGCACCAGAAAAAGCACUUUAGGAACAAAGGUGAAGAUGACAAACUGCCGCCUCUCAGGAAGAAGCAGAAGGGCCUUUUGUUAAGACUUCAGGAGGAGCAGGCUGAGAUCAAGCGUCUUCAAGAAGCAAAUAAAGUAGCAAGAAAAGAAAAACAGCUGUUGCUGAAGCAGCAAGAGGAGAUUGAGCGAAUGAGGACCUCCACACUGAGACUAAAAGAGCGUCUUAAAUCUGCUGGGGCAGAAGCGCUGCCUGAGUCUCCACUGUCAGAAACGCCGGUUUCAGAAGCAGCGCCUUCCAGCAUGAGACCUACCGACGACAGCCGGACCCCAUCGCCAUCUCCGUCCAUGUCUGCAAGUGAGACCAGCAGCAUCAUGCAGAAGCUCAAGAAGAUGCGUUCUCGCAUGGAUGAAAAACACUGUUCUCCCGUCCACUGCUUCUUCUCUGUGUUCACGGCCCAGCACUGGGCCUCCCUUAUUGUUUGUCUUCCCAACCUUCACCCUAAAUUCCAGCUCUUUAUCUACAACCAGUUGGACAGAUUCCUGACUAAGCGGGAGCAGCAGUUGAUGCAGCGGCGUCAUCACGCCGAAGAGCUGCUGCAGUGGAAAAAGCGGCUCGAUCAAGAGGAGGCAGAGGUCCGGAGGAUAGAAAAAGAGGCCCUGGCUAGUUGGAGAGGUGGCGGUGUCACAUCGGAAAGUCGGAGCAAGACAAUCUCUGAAAUUAUCCCCAAGUCCAGUCACCAUCGAAACUCGGAACCAAAAGCCAUCGGGUAUGUGACCGAGGAUGAUUAUUCCUCAGCAGCAUCCGAGUGCAGCAUCCACACAGAAGGUCCCUUGCAGGAAUCAAGAAGCCCGUCCUCAGCCCCACCUGCAUCAGUGGCUGAAAUGACGCUUGCCUCGAACCCGAGCAGCCCUACAAAUUACAUUGAGGACUUUGCUGCUUCACUCACUCUCAGCAAACAGUCUUCUCCAGUCAAAGGCAGCCCCAAUCGUGCCUCUCCCUCUGAUAUCAAGAGUGCGAGCAAGAUGCAGCUUCACUCUUCACACCAAAUAUCCAAGCAGGCCGCAAAUAAGGGCACGGAAACGACUAUGGCUUCACAGACCGAGCCCAUUUCAGAGCAGAGUGACAUAGAGAGCCGUAUCAAGGCCUUGAAAGAGGAGCUGAGGAAGCGCAAGUCCAUGGCGAGUCAGCUCAAAAGGGAACAGAAGAUGAGGCAGAAGGAACGCCUGAAGGCACAAGAGGCCAGCCUGCUGAAACAACUGGAGACCUAUGACAACUACAUUGGAAAAACUAAGGCAGAACUCAACAAAGAACCUGUGCCAUCACCUCAUAGCAAGUCUCAGAAGAAAGAUCCCAUUUUAGCUGCAGAUCAAUCUGGCCCCUUGUCUCCCAUCAGGUCUGAAACCAGUGAAGUAUCUACUGUGGGGCCAACCAGCGAUUCAUCACUCCACCAAAAUCUUAGCAGAUCUACCUCGGCACCUGAAGAGCUCAACGUUGAAGUGGUGUCUCCUUCCCCUGUACGUGACGGCCCUGAUUUCCUGACCUCGGGUCACGACAGGUUUCACUCACCAGACUCUACUUUAAGACCUUCUACCAAGUCCCAAAUAAUAGAGUCUGAGAAGGAUGACACUGUUUUGGAAUCGCAUUCUGCUGCAGCGGACCUCAUCGCUCACACCAAUGAUAAGCCCCCAUCAGAUCACUCCUGUAGGCUAGACUUGGAUGUCAUUUCCUCGGCACAGGAGGCAACGAUAAGGGAUGUCCAGGCUUCUUCUCCUCUGACAAAUUACCAAGAUGACUUUGAAUCAGCACUUUCGUCACCUAGAAAAGAGCAGCACAUUUCCAAGCCGGACUCUGUUUCUGAAAUCAGGGAUGGCAGUCAAGAUGAAGAGAUUGAAGAGGAAAUUGCUGAAGACUUGAGUCACUCUUCAGUUGCUAGUGGUGAAAGCCACGAAUCUGGACGACUACUUGAUCUUCAGAAAACUGAAGACUCUAACAAUGAUAAUCAGAGCAUUCAUUCCAUCUCCCCAGCACCCAUCGCCGAAUCUCAUAGCCCACUCCCUCCGACUAUCGAUGAAAUGCCAAGUUUCAACGUCGGAGACCGUGUUCUCGUCGGUAACGUCCAACCUGGGACACUAAGAUUCAAAGGUUCAACCAGCUUUGCCGGAGGUUUUUGGGCCGGUGUGGAGUUAGACAAGUCUGAGGGGAGCAAUUGUGGCACCUACAAUGGAGUCGUGUACUUUGAGUGCCAAGAACGUCAUGGGAUCUUUGCUCCUCCUGAAAAGAUCAGCCAUCUGUCUGCUGAGGUUGAUAUCAUCUCAGACGCCGCAGGACACGACAACUUGCACUCAAAUGAUGCGUCAGAGCCGCGUGAGGAUGAACAUAAAAGCGAUGAGGAUGUUACAGAAAAGAUAGAAAUUCUGGAAAAAAGUGAAGAAACCUCUCAAAACGAUGUCAUUGUAGACUUGAUAGUUAACCCGGAACUAAACCUCAAUGACCAGGAAGAACCAAAAGCUGAAACUCACCUCGAAAAUCACAACCAGUCCACGCCACAGAAUGAACUGGAGAUAAGAGACACACUCCAGAAAGAAAAUGUGCUUGACCAGUACUUGCCACCAAGUAGUCCGGAAUUUGAUAUAGUCGAGAAGGACGAGCCUCUUGACCAGUCCACAUCAACAAACAGUCAGGAGAUUUCUGCAGCAGCAGAGAAAGAAGAGGUGAGCCCAGAUAACCAGUUGAUACUUUCUGAGGUUUCCCAGGAAGCUGGUGAUCACAAGGAUGUGCAGAAGGACAGAAUUUCUUCAGUCACUUUAGCCGACAAACUACUGAAUAGCUUUGUGAUUGACACCGUUCAGCAUUUGGUUCAGGUUAAAAAGGCCAAAGAGCAGAAAAUCGAAGCUUCCAAUCAGAUCAGUGAAGACAUCGUCUUGGAAUCAGAGGAACAAGGGCGUAUUUCAUUAUUGGAACCUCAUGAUGGACUAUCAUCCGAGCCGUCCUCGCCAGAGUUUUGUAAUCGACCGGAAAGUCCGAUUUUGGGGGCUAGUGGGCAAGAAGAGCUUGUUAAGCGACUGGCUGAGCUGGAACUGAACCGUGAUCUGCUGGACGAGCUAGGCGACGAUCAGGAUUGGUUUGAUGAGGACUUUGGCCUCAGCUCGCGUAGGGAACAGCAGAGACUCCGACAGAAGGACAAAGAGACAAAACUCGGCGCGGGAAGUUCUGCCUCCUCGGCUGAAGAUACCCUAAGAGGAUUGGCAUCGCACCCAGAUGGAGACCAGCCAGCAAAGACGCCACCAAGACCCGCACUCCCUCUUCCACUACCCCCUAAAGUGCCAGAACCUGUCAUGGUGGUGCCCCACUCAGUCGGCGAGGUCGAAAAGAUGGUCCAUUCUGCCAUUCAGGAGAUCUGGGAGAGCUGUGGCCUUACAAAGGAAGGAAACGUUUCACUAUCGCACAUGACCCGCCCCAAACCUUCCCAAGAGUUUUUCAGUGUUGAGGACAUCACCGACGACACGGAGGCCAUCGCCAUCCGCAGCUACAAAAUGGCUGUGUAUGACCUGACAUGGGAGAUCCUCCAGGACAUCUAUGCUGAAGACCCCAAUGCCAACCAGCCUGAGUGGGUUAAGCCGCAACGAAUCAGGCCCGCCUUUUCCCACAGAGUCAAGACACCAGGAGACAUCAAUAAAGUGCAGGAAUUUGUCACGGAAGAAGUUCUGAAACUUUACGGUUUGGCCAAAAACAAGAGUAAAAAGUCCGACUGGCAGAAGAUGUUGAAAUUUGGUCGAAAGAAACGAGACAGAGUUGAUCAACUACUGGUAAAGGAUCUCCACGAGGAGGAGGCUCAGUGGGUCUGCUACGAAGAAGACGAGCUGUCAGUCAAGAUGCAACUGGCGGACAGCAUCUUCGACUUGUUGCUGAAGGACACGGCAAACUCGCUCCGUCUCAUCACCAAGAGGGCCGCCAUCAGUUGAAUGUAAUCCUCUUUAAAUAUGUACAUGGGUGGAAAGCGUAAUAGGGUUGCUGAUAGACCAAAAAAAAAAAGUGUGUAUAUAGCAACCAAACGUUGGACUCGAAACAUUUUAACAUACUUUUAAUUUCAGUAACUGAAAUGUCACUGAACGGAAAGAUGUCGACUGCUCUCAAAUCGGGACAGCACAGAAAUGAUCUAAAGUAUUUUAUUUAUAUACUUAAAAAAAUAAUAAUAAUAAUUGAAUAGAAAUUAUAGUCUGCAAUUGUAUAUUAUCCUGUCAAGAUAUAUAAAAAGGAGAAUUUUAAUUUUUUUUUUCAAAGAAAAUUAUAAAAGCACAAUUAUGAAUGUGGCAAUAGACUGUCAGAGAUUUAAGAGAAAGAAAAGAACAUUUUUAGUAUUUAAAACUCACGGUAAUGAUAAAAGUGUCCCACUUUUGUGCUGUGUGUCGAUUGUAACUAUCCAUACAGCCUGCAAGUAAAAUACUACUGAUAUCCUUUUUAGGCGAUUGAUUCUUAGUUGCUUUUGUUUACUUCUCUACAGCAGGUGUAUGAUGCUCUCAAGUGCACUACAUAUUAGCAUACAGUGUGAAAGUGGGACACCAAAAAAAAAGAUUGCGUACUGUACUACGGUACUGAAAUGCUGGAUUUGAGCCCCCCCCCCCCUACAACAACACCUGCUUUUCGUAAAGCGAACGUUUGGUUAGCGCAGCGUCUCCUCAUCCUCAGUGCUGCAAAACAUUUAACCAAGAGCUGCCGAGAACAGGUGACGACGGUCAACAUUCUGUUCAAGUGCCUCCUUUACGUUUAAACAACACUGUGUUUGAUGGCUCAGCGUAUUUUCCACCUCCCUUGAAUGUCCUAUUUUCCAACUGCUGUAAACGGUCCUUUUGAAAUUCUUCUACUCUUAAGCGGUUUACCAAGUACAGCCUCGUUGACUUCAGUUUUGGCCUUAUCGCUCCCGAUAUGUCACCGUUUGUUUUUUUUAACCUUCUUGUGUUUCUGUGCCUCAGCCCGAUGUCUGUAAACACAGUUGAGCGGUCACUAUGACAGUACCGAAUGAGCACACCGUCUCCCAUCACUCGUGAUCCAGUAGUCUUUUUCUAGCUCAUUAUGGGUAAGAGAGCUCUUUACUUUCUGACAUUUUAAGCUGAAGUGACCUUAACUUAAACCUGUUUAUACCUUCAAUGUUUUCUUUUUAUAUAGUCGCUGGUUAGAUAAUGUACCAAAAAUGUGAUGCAAACCACAACCCUCCCAGAUUGUCUUCUUAAAUCGAUUGUAUAUUGGAGAAAAUAACCUUCUCUGUUGUAACUAUGCAGUGCUUCUUGUUGUAGACUGAACAACUUUUUUUAGAUCUAUCAUCUUGGUGUAGAGGGGAAACUUUUCCAGAAGAUCAUGUAAUAUCUGGUCCUGGUAAGAGUUAAGUUAACCCCAUCCCGCUAAUUCCCCCCUUUUAUUUUUUUGAACUGUCAAAUAUUUAUAUUAUUGUUCCGUGAAUGUGCACCAAGUGCACUUGGCUUGUAUAAUACUUUUAUUGGGUGUAAAUAUCCAGUAAGUCCAUCAGACCCAUUUUUACUGACUUCUCAGUGAUUGUUGGCGAAUGAACGGUUUACUUUGCAAGCAUGUACAUAAUAUUUGUAGACUUUGGAAUUGUAAAUAAAGCUUUGUUUGUAAAGCAA
Messenger RNA from Syngnathus typhle (broad-nosed pipefish), 10792 nucleotides. It is a transcript of the gene cep350, whose product is annotated as centrosomal protein 350. Gene Ontology annotation, biological process: microtubule anchoring. The record is from RefSeq and is a predicted model, not a curated record. Gene Ontology annotation, molecular function: microtubule binding. Gene Ontology annotation, cellular component: centrosome. The transcript is spliced from 38 exons. NCBI's taxonomy places the organism in Eukaryota, Metazoa, Chordata, Actinopteri, Syngnathiformes, Syngnathidae. The coding region runs from base 380 to 9118 and encodes 2912 amino acids.